AUGGACUCUUUGCAGCUACAUGCCCCCUUUGACCAGAAAGAAAGAGAGCUUGCGGACAAGAGAGCCAAAUGCCACGACACGGGCCGGAAGGAGGAAAAGUUGGCCACACGAGUGCGACAGUUCUUGAAUGUCCUAGUGGGUGUCAGCGUGGGCCUUGCAGCUGUCGUGGUUCGUCUCGGCUCUGACAAGCUGGGCAAUUGGCGCCGGGAGACCUUCAAGAACCUUUUGGCUGGCAAAGAGCACUGGGACUUGGAGUUUGGCGGAGUUGUCUUGCUUGCAAUGGGGAUGACAGCAGGGUUCGCAGUGCUGAGUACCGUGGCAGUGGUCCUGGUGCCCACCAGCAGUGGCUCCGGCAUCCCAGGUGUUUUGGCCUUCCUCAACGGAUGUGACCUACACGUCGCCCUUAGAGGCCAGGUCUUAGUAGCCAAGGUCUUUGGCACGAUUCUGUCUGUCGGAGGAGGCUUGGCUCUAGGCCCUGAAGGGCCCAUGGUCCACAUCGGUGCCAUUGUGGGGAUGUUGGUUUGCCGCCGCUGCUUGGCACCGGCACUGAAGCGGCUUGGGCCCUUUUCGCAAAAUUUGGAAGCAGAGCUCUCGCGACAGCCUUUGCGGUAUCACAUUCAGGCGGCGGUGAUGGGUGCAGGUGCUGGCAUCGCAGCAGCAUUCAAUGCGCCCUUGGCGGGCACGGCCAGCCCUAGCAAGAAGAAGAGGCUCGAUUUGCGCAAGCUCUUCAAAGAGGGACAGAAGCACUUGACGCCACCGGUAGCGGACCCGACUCGGGCAUUUUACGAGUCCCUGCUGGAGGAGAAACCGGACAGCGCCAUUGCAAUCAGAUUCUGCGUUGAGCACGGGGUGAAGCAGCUUGAAGACCACAAGAAGUUGCUGAAGAGCUACAACCGCCUGAAAGAGAAAGGCGCUUUCAAUAUGUCCAUGAAGAUCAAGCGCGCUAUGGAGAAGCGCCACCUUGGCCUUCUGAAGUCAAAGAAAGAGAAGAAAGAAAAGAAGGAGAAGAAGGAGAAGGAGAAGAAUUGA
Durusdinium trenchii is the source of this 1029-nucleotide messenger RNA. Lineage: Eukaryota; Dinophyceae; Suessiales; Symbiodiniaceae. The record is from the annotation of a GenBank genome assembly.